This is a messenger RNA of Coffea eugenioides, 1086 nucleotides long. Its product is annotated as NEDD8-conjugating enzyme Ubc12-like. The coding region runs from base 174 to 725 and encodes 183 amino acids. Gene Ontology annotation, cellular component: nucleus. The record is from RefSeq and is a predicted model, not a curated record. Gene Ontology annotation, biological process: protein neddylation. Lineage: Eukaryota; Viridiplantae; Streptophyta; Magnoliopsida; Gentianales; Rubiaceae. Gene Ontology annotation, molecular function: NEDD8 transferase activity. The transcript is spliced from 6 exons.
UUGAUACAAAUAGUCCCCAUUCCAUUCCCCUAUCCACUCCAAUCGCAGGCCCCCCCUCCCAAUUUUCCUUUCCCACUUCGCUCCGCGUACUAAAAUCGCCGACCCCCCAAUCAUCAUUCUCGUAAUCAGCUUUCGCUUCGCUUUUCUCUGGGCCUUUUUAUCAAUCAGGAACAAUGAUUAAGCUGUUCAAAGUGAAGGAAAAGCAGAAGGAACUUGCUGAAAAUGCAAAUGGAAAACCUCCAGUGAAGAAGCAAAGUGCUGGAGAAUUACGUCUUCACAAAGAUAUAAGUGAACUCAAUUUGCCAAAAACAUGUACAAUAGCAUUCCCCAAUGGCAAGGAUGACCUCAUGAACUUUGAAGUUACAAUUCGACCUGAUGAAGGAUAUUACUUGGGCGGCACAUUUGUCUUCUCUUUCCAAAUUUCUCCAAUCUACCCACAUGAAGCUCCAAAGGUCAAAUGCAGGACGAAGGUUUAUCAUCCCAAUAUCGACCUGGAAGGAAAUGUCUGCCUGAACAUCCUUCGAGAAGACUGGAAACCUGUGCUGAACAUUAACACCAUUAUCUAUGGCCUGUAUCAUCUCUUCACGGAACCUAAUCACGAAGAUCCUCUUAACCCUGAUGCAGCUGCUGUGUUGAGGGACAACCCAAAGUUGUUUGAAUCGAAUGUGAGGAGGGCAAUGGCAGGUGGCUAUGUUGGGCAGAUGUUCUUUCCUCGCUGCGUAUAGUAUGUGAAGGCAACAUCUAGUUGAGAUAAAUUGCUGGUGCUGUCAGGUCAGAAGUCUGUACAUUUGGGGAAGAAACCACGUGUCAUUGGUAAUUCUGCAACAUACUCCAUGGUGCGUUGGUACAGUUCUUUGGUACUCGCAAAACUGGAACUUGCAGAUGAUGUUUGUUAAGCUGUUGUAACUUCAUCUCGCUUGUUGUUUACAAAUUUAUAAUUUGUAAUGGAUAAAUGGUUGAAUUUGGAGGAAGAUGGUACCUAUAAACGUUGUUGGUGCUAUCUUUGCUGUUUUAGUCGGUUAUGUUCCCUGUUUGGGAGCUGUGUGUCAGUUUAAUAACCAGGCAGCUAAGCAUUAUUUGAUUGAA